AUGGCUUACACACUGCAGCAGAAGCCAGGCUGGACAGGGAAGUGCAUCCUGCCUAAAAAUAGUCCCAGAGACUUCCGGCAGGCAGUUUCUGCACCCUCUUCUCAACACGCCAGUCCUGUGUGUUCUGUCGUCUAUAGCCACUCUUUUGCGUCAUAUACCCUGUGGUGGUUCAAUUACCUUGAUUUGGAGUUACGGUCUGUGAUAGAUAAUAGUCCUGUGAGGAGACCCAGCUGUUCUCAAGAGCUUGAAAAUCUGCUCUUGGUGCCGUUAAAGAAGAAUAUGAAAACCGCCCAACUCUUUAAAAUUCAGAGAAGUCAUGAGAAUGGGAGUCAUAGCUUGUACAAUGAAGAGAGAAAUUUGCUUCGGAUCAGAGAGAAGGAAUGCCGGAACCAGGAGGCUCAUCAAGAGAAAGAGGCAUUUCCUGAAAAAAUCCCCCUUUUUGGAGAGCCUUACAAGAAGGAGAAGUGUGAUGAGCUGUCUAGUCGACUCCAGACGAUGUUGGGGGACUAUGAAGAAGUGAAGGAGUUCCUCAGCCCCAGGUCCCACUCCUGUCGCCCCAGUGCUUCUGACGCAAAGCCAGGAAAGCCUCGGUAUCUCGAAAAGGGGAGCAGCCUUGCUGCCCACUCCUUGCGUCCUGGGGUCCAGCGCCACCAGCUCCUUACCACUCCCACCUCUGCACCCCUCCUGAUGGCUCCAGUGAGCCACAACUCAAAGAUGGCACAGCAAAGAGUGGAGCCAGCACCCACUGUCUAUACUAAAGGCUGCGCUCCCCUGGACAGCCAGCGCCUGGCCCAGGACUGUCUCCGCCUGGAGGGGUAUGACUCUGGCCAUCUCAAAAAGGGUACCUUCAGAGCUGCUGGGAGCCAGUGUGCCACUGUGGCUGUCCUGGAUCCCGGGAGGGAACUUUCUCCCCGACACUGUGCAACAUCGGCUCUGGUGCCCCGACUCUCACCUGUUCACUGCAGCCAGGGCCUUAGCACCAACACAUCUCCCCCAGGCCUGGCAGUGCGGGCUCCCAACAAGGAGGAUUCGCAGGAUAGCAUCAUGGCACUCACCAGUCUGGGAGUCACCUUUCCACCACCUCCUCUCCCCUCUAAGAGCCUGGCCAUGCAGCAGAAGCCCACAGCCUACGUCCGCCCCAUGGAUGGGCAGGAUCAGGUACCGAGCGAGUCCCCCAAUCUGAAGCCUUUGCUCGAGGACUACAGACUACAGACUUUUGAAAAAACGGGCCUAAAGGUGCCUGCCAGGGCCAAGCUCACCAAACUGAAGAUGCCUGCACAGUCUAUGGAGCUGACCUACUCCAAUGAAGUGCAUUGUGUUGAAGAAAUUUUGAAGGAAAUGACCCACUCAUGGCCUCCUCCUUUGACAGCAAUACACACGCCUAGUACAGCUGAGCCCUCUAAAUUCCCUUUUCCUACAAAGGAUUCUCAGCACAUCAAAUCUGCAACCCAAAACCAAAAACAAUAUGAUACUUCUUCACAAACCCACCUUAAUUCUCAGCAGGGGACAUCCAUGCUUGAAGAUGACCUUCAGCUUAGUGACAGCGAGGAUAGCGACAGUGAACAAAACUCUGAGAAGCCUCCCUCCUCUUCCGCACCUCCAAGCGCUACACAGUCACUUCCAGCACCGCCCUCGACCACUGCUGCCACCCGGUCCAGCAGUGCUGAGUCCGAAAGCACCAGUGACUCAGACAGCUCCUCUGACUCUGAAAGCGAGAGCAGUUCAAGUGACAGCGAAGAGAAUGAGCCCCCCGAAACGCCAGCCCCUGAGCCUGAACCUCCCUCAACAAACAAAUGGCAGCUGGACAAUUGGCUAACCAAAGUCAGCCAACCUGUGGCACUCCCGGAGGCUCUGGGGACCAGUCAAGGCAAAGAUGGGGAUGAGAGUAACUCUACUUGUUCAGAAUCCAAAGAUCCUCCCCCUAAAAGCUCCAGCAGAGCUCCCCGGGUUCCUUCUGAAGGCCCUCACGUUGGCAAGAGAAGCUGCCAGAAGGCCUCUGUUCUGCAGGAGCCACCAAAGAGGCAAACAGUGGGAACCAAACAGCCCAAGAGACCCUGCAAGGCCCCAGCAGUCACGGUCUCGAGACCCAGCUUGCAAGUAGAGAGUGAGGCGUCUCCAUCCCCCUUUACUCCCAGAGAGCAGCCGUCCAAAGACAAGCCAAAAGUGAAAACGAAAGGCAGACCGCGUACUGGCGAGAGCAAGGAGCCUGCUCCCAGGGAGAAGAAGAAGCACGGGGGCGAUCCCCCAGCCCCACCAGAGGCAUGCUCAGGGCCGGAGCUCACCAAGGACCUUGUGGACACCAGGCACUUGACGCUGGCUGCUCCUGUGCCUGGAGCCCGGAGCAAGACAAGUAGCAGCCAGCGCACCGGGGUAGCCCCAGAAGAGAACCGAAAGGACCCCAAAAUGCUCUCCCAGCUCAGGGACCCCUCUCCCCCAGACCAGCUAUUGGUGAGGAUAACUCUCAGCCUUCUCUCCCGGGUACCCCGACCGCCAGGAAAAGGGGGCUGCCAGAAGAAUCCAGACCACAAGCAGCCUCCCCCAGGGAAGCGGGUUGACUGUGAGAAGAGAAGCUCGGACAAGGGGGCCAAGCGGAACAAGGGCGAAGGAGAAAGAGACCACGAUAGCAAGAAACUCAAACUGGAGAAAGAAAUCAAAUCACGAUCAUCAUCUUCAUCUUUCCACAAGGACUCUUCUAAAACAAAAACAGCACGGUCUUCCUUGGAGAGUUCGAAACAGGAAAUGCUUUCCCCUUCACCUCUGACCUCAACCUCAUCCCAGAAGCCAUCCAAGCCUGCACAAAAGCGGUCUCGGCAGGAAGUAGAGCCCUGUAGUCAGGACCGUCCCCGAAGUGCCAGUAGUGCCAAAGGCAGCCAUAAAGACCCUUCCGUUCCUAAGCACAGGAAAGUUGAAGGGAGGAGCUCAGAGCACAAGAGCUCUUCUGGAGAUACAACAAGCCCUUUCCCAGUGCCUUCUUUGCCUAAUGGGAACCCUAAGCCAGGGAGGCCUCCAUUGAAAUUGGAAAAACCACAUGCAGAUAUUCACAUGAAGGAAGCCAGGAGGUUGAAGCAGAAAGCAGAAACAAUGAAGGACAAGGCUGGGAAAGCUGUGAAGUACCUGGAAGCUGCCUUGUCUUUCAUUGAGAGUGGAAUCGCCAUGGAGUCUGAAGGCCCAGCAUCCAAGGCCGCUCACGCAGUGUACUCUGAGGCUCUGGAGCUCCUGAGCUUCACUAUGUCAUUAAAAGCUUUCUCCAGUGCCGCAUCGACACAAGAGAAAACAUUUGCUGUCUUAUGCCUCCGUUGCCAGUCCCUGUUGAACAUGGCGAUGUUCCGCUGCCGAAAAGACACGGUAUUAAAGUAUUCUCGUGCUCUGAACGAGCACUUCCACAGCGCUUCCAAAGUGGCCCGAGCACCUUCUCCAUGCAUUGCAAGAAACACAGGCACACCAUCCUCUCUCUCUCCAAUGCCUUCUCCUGCCAGUUCCCAGGCCAGUGCUGGCGGGGUGGGGACCAGCGGGAUGCCACUCAACAUCCAGAACAUGACGUCUUCCUAUGUCACCAUUACAUCCCAUGUCCUUACUGCCUUUGAACUUUGGGAACAGGCUGAGAUCCUUAUAAGGAAGAAUAAAGAUCUCUUUGCUCAACUCAGCACAAAUGUGUGUGCCUUGGCCCUCAACAGCAGUUUGUCGGAUCUGGUGCACUACGCAAGACAGGGUCUUCAGCAGCUAAAACAGUAACCAAAAUACCUUAAAUAGGGCCCAUACUGAUGGAUGCCUUGAGAACUAUUUUGCACAUUGGAAGCCUCAGAAACAAUCUAGAUGUUGUCUUGACAGUUCACCAGGCUCCCAAGCAGAAGCUUCGAAGGUGGUCUGCACACUUGUCCACAUGGACUCUGAAGAACUGUGUGACCAGUGGUCAGAUGGAAGGACCAGCGGGAGCAGAGGAGAAUCACCUGGGCUUACUAACUAAAAGACAUAGGUUUAGUGGCACCUACAUGAGCCUGUGAAUGGUCUAGAAACAUUUCUGCCAUUUUUAAUCCAGCAGAUGAAAUGAGGGGAAGCAGAUUUCAGCUUUGAAACGAAUUCAUUAUUUCAGUCGCCACGUGAGUCCAUUCCCAGAGUGGGGUUGGGAAUGAGACAUUUUUCACAGCAGAUCUUGUUCUAGGAUUUUGUGAGCAAUUUCUUUCUUCCUUGCAGAAAGACUUAGGUGAAAUACCUGAUUUAUGAACUCUAAUGGCCAUUUGAUCAGUUGUGAAGGAGUCCCACAUUCUGGCUUAGAUUACACCACGUGCUGUCCUAGUAUAUGAGGGCCAGCCCCCCUUACCUGCAGAUCUGAGCUCUCACCAAGUGAGGACCCAGUGACCCUGUCCCCUCCAAACACUUAACCCCACUCCUUCAUGCCCGGGACUUUUUGUUAAAGUUCUGUGGGAAGAAGGGAAUCGACACUCACCUGGUCAGAUUGCAAAAAUGCUCUGUAGCUUUGUUACAGUAGAGCCCGCAUUUGAGGUGCUGAUUUGUGGUUUACUGUUAUGUGGUAAUUAAUAUCUGUUCAACCAACUCAGUUUUGUCAGUGAACAAAGGAAAAUGAAAUCUACUUUCUAGAGAGGCUAUAUUUUUCUGCUUCAAAUCCUUUUAUAUUUAUAGAAAAACUAGACCCUCAGAGUCCCUACUUGUCUAGGAGAAAUAAAAUCCCUGGGAGGACGUGGGAAUUUGGGGUGGUUGAAUAGAUUUAAGGAAAAAAGGGGGUGAUGGAGAAUUAAAAAAAUCAUAUGCCUUCUCUCUGGAUUGUUUUCAGAUAGACUCAGUUAAAUGGAAAAGGAACUGUUUCCACUUUGCUGUUGUUGCCAUAUUAGAUGCACCAAACGAAUUCAUUUUGAGUCGUCAUGAGAGAUGAGAGAACAUGAGAGAAUACAAUCACAAUUCCCACAAGCACAGAUUUUCUUGUUGAAACUUGGGAGUUUAUUAUUGGAAGCAUUAUUUUUGAGUGCAGUGUGUUUAAAAGCCAAUUCUUUUUAUCCCUUUUAGAAAGAGGUAGAAUUUGCACAUGUAUUAAAAUUAAGGAGUGAAUGUUAUCUCUACAGCUAGCUUGUUUUUCUUCCCUUCUUCUCUGUCUUCCUUUCUACAUGCUGCUGCUUGUCAAGCAUGUGUCUCAUUUCUUAAUGUUGAGAAAAGAAUCUUCAUUGACGAGUCGUUUUAUAAUACAUGUUUGAUAUCCAUAUGACGAAUGGAAGAACAUCUUUUGUAGUGUGAUAAAUAUAUAAGGAAACGUGUAGCAGGUGGGAGAAUGCUUAAUACUCACAGUUUGAAUUUUUUGCUUGAAGCUGUUUUCUGGUGUCUUACCCAGCCUGGCCCUACAUGCUCAAUAGCUGGAGCAGAGGUUCCUUGCCAUGCGUUUAGAUUAGAGCCGUAGAAUAA
Suncus etruscus (white-toothed pygmy shrew) is the source of this 5409-nucleotide messenger RNA. It is a transcript of the gene AFF1, whose product is annotated as ALF transcription elongation factor 1. The transcript has 22 exons. The record is from RefSeq and is a predicted model, not a curated record. Gene Ontology annotation, biological process: regulation of gene expression. Lineage: Eukaryota; Metazoa; Chordata; Mammalia; Eulipotyphla; Soricidae. Gene Ontology annotation, cellular component: super elongation complex; nucleus. The coding region runs from base 1 to 3732 and encodes 1243 amino acids.